AUGGCCACAGUGAAAGAAGACAUCGAGGUCAACGCAGACCACGAUGAACACUCAUCCCAGGCCCCUCAUUCGACUAUGCCUGUUUCGAACGUCACUUGGUACAAGCACCCUGGGCUGCGUAAGCUUUAUGCUAUGAUGCCUAUCCUCUUUCUGGGCUCAACCGUCAAUGGUUAUGAUGGAUCUCUUCUCAAUGGCUUGCAGACUAUGACCCCCUGGCAGGAUUACUUUGACAAUCCUUCAGGUUCUAGACUGGGCCUAUUCACGGCGAUUCAAAACAUAGGUGGUAUCUGCGCUCUGUUUUUCGCAUCUUAUGCUGCAGACAUCAUUGGGCGUAGGGCUGGUGUCACGAUUGGCCUGAUAAUAAUAUUUGUCGGAACCAUCAUCCAGGUUGUUCCUUCAGUCAACUCCGGCAUGUUUAUUGCAGGUAGAUUUCUAGUUGGUCUCGGAUCCAAUAUAUCACAAGGUUCUGCGCCCCUACUAAUCACUGAGCUUGCACACCCAUCACACCGCGGCACAUUGACGACUAUGUAUAACACUCUGUGGUAUUUGGGGUCAAUUAUUGCGGCAUGGACAGUCUUUGGAACGCUCAAGUAUACUUCAGAUGCCGCAUGGCGGAUUCCCGUUGGAAUGCAAGCAGCAAUGCCAACAUUACAACUUUUGGGGAUCUGGCUGCUACCUGAAAGUCCUCGUUGGCUUUGCUCUAAGGACCGCGGUGACGAAGCUUACAAAAUCCUUCUCAAGUAUCAUGGAAAUGGCGACGUCAACGAUCGUUUCUGCGAAUGGGAAUUCCGUGAAAUCCAGGAUACCAUUCGAUUGGAAAAAGAAAACUCGUCGAAUGGAUGGCAAGUAUUAUUACAGACGAAAGGUAACCGCAAGCGACUAUUUAUAAUCGCCAUGGUAUCAUUCUUUUCCCAAUGCUCAGGAAAUGGACUCGUAUCCUAUUACCUUCACGACAUUCUUAACUCGGUUGGAAUAACGGCAUCCUAUGACCAGUCAAUGAUUAACGGAGGCCUGCAAAUUUGGUCUUUCCUUGUCGCAAUUGGCUUUUCAUCUUUCUUGGUGGAUCUCUGGGGUCGACGAACACUUUUCAUGAUCGCAGGCGUCGGCAUGUUGGUCAGUUUUAGUAUUUGGACUGGCUGUUCUGCCGUUUAUGCACAAACCGGGAACUCUUCUGCAGGCAGUGCUGUCAUUGCAAUGAUAUUUAUCUUCUAUGGUGUUGCUGGGUUUGCGUGGCCAGGUCUGACAGUUGCUUAUUGUGCCGAAAUCCUUCCAUUCAACAUUCGAGCAAAAGGAUUAGCCGUCAGUUUCGCGCUCACUGCCGCCUCCUCGGUGUUCAACCAGUAUGUGAAUCCGAUUGGCCUCCAACAUUUACAAUGGCGAUACUAUUUUGUCUAUAUUUCCAUUCUUGUCGUUGAGUGUCUAGCCAUCUGGUUCUUCUUUGUUGAAACAAAGGGACCGACACUCGAGGAGAUUGCAGAGUUGUUUGAUGGCGAGAGUGCCAACGUUGCUCAUACCCAGAAGAGAAGCAUUCUUGAUAAAGCAGAAACAUGA
Molecule: messenger RNA, 1551 nt
Organism: Talaromyces proteolyticus
Lineage: Eukaryota; Fungi; Ascomycota; Eurotiomycetes; Eurotiales; Trichocomaceae
Product: general substrate transporter
Exons: 8
Coding region: 1-1551 (516 amino acids)
Biological process (GO): carbohydrate transport; transmembrane transport
Cellular component (GO): membrane
Molecular function (GO): carbohydrate:proton symporter activity
Source: RefSeq, a predicted model, not a curated record